This is a messenger RNA of Punica granatum (pomegranate), 1217 nucleotides long. NCBI's taxonomy places the organism in Eukaryota, Viridiplantae, Streptophyta, Magnoliopsida, Myrtales, Lythraceae. The record is from RefSeq and is a predicted model, not a curated record.
UGUGUACAGCGCCUUAUCCAUUUUGCUGAAGUGGUCCCUUCUUGCUUAGUCCAUUGUCACUGACUGCUCUCAAAUGUGUGGAUUUUUCAGAAACUCUGCUCUCCGUUCGUCGCUCCAACUCCGACGAUGGCUACUCUCUCCCCAACAGCCCCUUCUCAGCUAUGCUGGUGCAAGAGCUCGACGUUCUUGGCUUCUCCGUUGCUCGCGCCGAUGACCCAGAAGUUGGCGGCGCCCCCGGCAGCUAAGGGGAGGUCGGCGGCGGAUGCGAGGGGAGUGAGGUGCCAGGCGACGUCUGUGCCGGCGGACAGAGUGCCCGACAUGGGGAAGAGGCAGCUCAUGAACCUGCUCCUGCUCGGCACCAUCUCCCUCCCCACUGCUGCCAUGCUGAUUCCUUACGGAGCGUUCUUCGUCCCGCCGGGCAAACGAGGUGCUAAUGACGGGACCAUUGCGAAGGAUGCAAUCGGGAAUGAUGUCAUCGCUGCUGAAUGGCUGAAGACUCAUGGCCCUGGAGACAGAACCCUAACCCAAGGAUUGAAGUUUCAGGGAGAUCCUACAUACCUUGUGGUGGAGAAAGACAGAACUCUGGCGACAUAUGCAAUCAACGGGGUGUGCACGCAUUUGGGCUGUGUUGUCCCAUGGAAUGCGGCCGAGAAUAAGUUCAUCUGCCCUUGCCACGGUUCCCAGUACAAUGACCAAGGCCGAGUUGUUCGGGGCCCCGCACCUCUGUCCCUGGCAUUGGCUCAUUGUGACAUAGACGACGGGAAGGUGGUGUUCGUUCCAUGGACCGAGACGGACUUCAGAACUGGGGAUGCUCCAUGGUGGGCCUGAUCGAAGUCGAACAUUGUCUCAUCAGUUUCCUCCAUAAGAAGAUACACGCCUGAGAGGCUAUACAAUGGAUGUUCAUAGACCUGUCAUAGAUUAUACCUAGAUCAUGCUCAUAUAGACCAAAUAAGAGAGGCACUGCUGAGAAAUGGGUUACUGACAAUCGAAAAACUGUUUAGGAUGUACAUAUUCACUCCGGCUUUGCCCCGUUGUUCGAUAGAUACAUAUGCAUAGUGUUCACUACUGGAUGUCCAAAAUCCUCUACCGUAGUUUCUGGCUGUGCUUCUAGUUACUCUGUCAUUUUAUUCGGGAAGGAGAGGGAUUCAUCGUCAUUCCUAGAGGUUCUUACCUCAUUUUAUUCUCGAAUCAAGGAUAUGGCGCAUAGUUACAAUGAA